Haemonchus placei is the source of this 1050-nucleotide messenger RNA. The record is from the annotation of a GenBank genome assembly. Lineage: Eukaryota; Metazoa; Nematoda; Chromadorea; Rhabditida; Trichostrongylidae.
AUGACGAUUAGGCGACGUGUGCUUAGCCUUAUGCUCACCGCCACGGUCCUCUUCACCGACGUCCAUACGCACAACUGUAGUGAUAUCUGUUUAGACGAGAUGGCAAAGCUCCGACUUGAAGAAAUAAAGAUGCGUUUGCUGAAUUCGAUGGGCAUGCAGGAGCCUCCGAACGUUGACUCCAUUGAACUUCCGAGAUCUACUAUCGAGGAAAUGAUUGAAGGUCUGGGAGAAAUGAACGAGAAAGUCGAACAAGAUUCUCAAGAAAAAACUUUUAUCAUGGCCGUUGAUCCAUCAGAAGGCUUCGAUCCCGAUAUGUUGGUUGCACGGUUUCCGGUCUCACUCACUACGAUGGUACGAAAAGUUGCCGAGGCCUACUUGCACGUGUAUCUACACAUCGACGAACCUCUGCCUGAACCACAGGUUGUGAAGGUUGUGGUCAGGGAGCGACUGCUUAAUGGGGACGUUGGUGAUGUCAUCGCUACACACCCCGUUGAAGUACAACGCAGUGGUAAAGCUGUUUUGCCACUGAAAUCCUCUGACGUAGAAAGAUGGUGGAGAUCGGAGCCGAUCCUGGGACUUUACGUGGAGGCAAUGCUGAAUGGUGAAAAUAUCGCUGUUCAUCCACAACAGGAUCGUCACGCUCGCCAUGCAAUGUUCAUGUCGGUUACGCUGGCAUCGGAAGCGAAGUCUCGAGGGAAGCGAAGUCCAUCUGUUUGCAUGCCAGAGGACAAGGAACUAGGCUGCUGUCUCUAUGAUCUUAUCGUUGAUUUUCAACAGAUUGGCUGGAAAUUCAUCAUCGCACCUCACAAGUACAACGCCUAUAUGUGUAGAGGCGAUUGUACGGUAAAUCAUACACAUGUGAGUCGAUCAGGGCACACAAAGGUGGCUAAGACGGGAGUUAUCACAAGGCAAGAUGCCACUGGUAACCAAGGAAUGUGCUGUCACCCCGCUGAAUACGAUGCGGUACGUAUGAUUUACAUGAACGGUGACAACCAGGUUACGAUGGCUCGUGUCCCUGGUAUGAUAGCCCGUAAAUGUACGUGCUCCUGA